AGGUUCGAGUGGGUGCUGCUUAAAGGUGGACGGCGGCCAGGGUUGCCGCGUCCAGCUCGGUGCCACGCCCCGGCCGGUGCUGCGGAAGCCUCAGCCAUGCUGUUCUGGCACACGCAGCCCGAACACUACAACCAGCACAACUCUGGCAGCUACUUGCGUGAUGUGCUGGCUCUGCCCAUCUUCAAGCAGGAAGAGCCGCAGCUAUCUCCUGAGAAUGGGGCCCGCUUGCCGCCCCUACAGUAUGUGUUGUGUGCCGCCACCUCUCCAGCGGUGAAGCUACAUGAAGAGACCUUAACAUACCUCAAUCAAGGUCAGUCGUAUGAAAUCCGGCUGCUGGAGAAUCGGAAGCUAGGGGACUUCCAAGAUCUGAACACGAAAUAUGUGAAGAGCAUCAUCCGUGUCGUUUUCCAUGACCGCCGGCUGCAGUACACAGAGUACCAACAGUUGGAGGGUUGGCGGUGGAGUCGGCCUGGGGACCGCAUCCUGGACAUUGAUAUUCCACUGUCUGUUGGUAUCUUGGACCCCAGGGCCAGCCCAACCCAGCUGAAUGCUGUGGAGUUUUUGUGGGACCCAUCGAAGAGAGCAUCUGCAUUCAUUCAGGUGCACUGUAUCAGCACGGAAUUCACCCCCAGGAAGCAUGGGGGUGAGAAGGGAGUGCCUUUUCGGGUGCAGAUUGACACGUUUAAGCAGAAUGAGAGUGGGGACUACUCGGAGCAUCUACACUCUGCCAGCUGCCAGAUCAAGGUGUUCAAGCCCAAGGGAGCUGAUCGGAAACAGAAGACUGACCGGGAAAAGAUGGAAAAAAGAACGGCUCAAGAGAAGGAGAAAUACCAGCCAUCCUAUGAAACCACCAUCCUUACCGAGUGUUCUCCAUGGCCUGACGUCCCCUACCAGGCGAACAACACCCCAUCCCCAAGCUACAAUGGCUCUCCCAACAGCUUUGGCCUCCGUGAAGGUAACAGCUCACCUAAUCACCCGGUGGAGCCCUUACCCCUGGGCAGUGAUCACCUGCUCCCAUCAGCCUCUAUCCAGGAUGCACAGCAGUGGCUGCAUCGCAACCGCUUCUCACAAUUCUGCUGGCUCUUUGCCAGCUUCUCAGGUGCUGACCUCCUGAAGAUGUCCAGAGAUGAUUUGGUCCAGGUCUGUGGCCCUGCAGAUGGGAUUCGGCUCUUCAAUGCCAUCAAAGGCAGGAAUGUGAGGCCAAAGAUGACCAUCUAUGUCUGUCAGGAGCUGGAGCAAAACCAACUACCCUUGCCACAGAAGCAGGAUGACAGUGGGGAUAACAGCCUGUGUGUAUACCAUGCUAUCUUCCUGGAAGAGCUGACUACCCUGGAGCUGACUGAGAAGAUCGCCAGCCUGUACAGCAUCCCCCCACAGCAUAUACACCGCGUCUAUCGACAGGGUCCCGCUGGCAUCCACGUGGUGGUAAGCAAUGAGAUGGUUCAGAAUUUCCAAGAUGAGUCUUGUUUUAUCCUCAGCACAUUAAAAGCAGAAAGCAAUGAUGGCUACCACAUCAUCCUGAAGUGUGGACUCUGAGCAGCAGCGCCUGCACCUGUCCCCUGCCCCAUGGAUCCCUGGCUGUGAAAGGUGCACCACUGUCAGCUGCUGUCUCACCUGACAAGCUCAGACUAGGAGGGACUCUACCCAGACCAGGAAAGCUACAGACAACCAUGGACACAAAGUCUGGUGUACAGAAGAAAGCCAGCGGUUCCCUUCUCCUUUCCUCUUGGCUUUUAGGUUUUUAAGUUUCUUGUUCUGUUUCCUGGGCAGAUAGUGGGGAUGUGCAUCUCUUAAACUCUGAGCCCUGCAGUUGGAGGGUCCUUUGAUGUAUUGGUCCUUCCUGUCUCCUCUCUUAUGUCACCCUGAUUCCUGCUUCUUUUUCUUGAGUCACUGGCUUCAUGGCUAGCUCUGCCAAUCUCACAAGGGCUCCACACACAGUUCUCCUCCUAAUACUGACUUCCUUUCUCAGGACCCUGGUAGCCAUGUCUCUCCUGUUCUUGGAUGACUUGAUAAGACUGGAGCUAUUUAUUUGUGCCUUCCAUUUCUUUCUCAGUCGCCUUGUCUCUAAGGAUCUGCUACAUUCAAGCCCAGAGUCUCUGCAUUGACAUGGUAGAUGGCACAGUGUACCUAUGUGACCUCUCAUUGUGUAUUAGUUCCUUUUCUGUUGCUGUGAUAAGAUACUCUGACAAAGGCAACUUGAUAAAGAAAGGGCUUGUUUUGGCUUAGAGUUUUGUAGGGAUUAUGGUGGAUAUUAUGGUGAGGAAGGUGCCAAACAGAAAGCUAGCUGAUCUCAUUUUCAUACACGUAGGAAGCAGCACAGAGAGAAAGAGCAAGAGCAGGAAAUGGUACAAGCCUUCAAGGACCACCAACCCCAGUGACUUACUUCCUCCAGCAAGACUGCAUCCUCUAAAAGCCCCAUAACCUCAGCAGACUACAUCACCAACUGGGACCACGUGUUCAAAUACAUAAGCCCAUGGGAUACAUUUCUCAUUCAAGCCACACAUUUUGCCCAUGUGACCUCCCACAUUUUCUAGUUAGAGAUGCUAUGGACUAGGAGAUGACAUGUGACUUCCUCACCAGGGAAGAGAGGUGAGGACAGAAUGAUUCCUCAUGGACCACUACUGUGUAUUCUCAUUUCUGUUGAGCAAAGAGUACUAAGAGGUGAAGAUUCUGUUAUCCAGUGGCCUUGACCAUCCAUUCUAGACAUUUGGGUUGGGGUAUGUCUCAGUAGAUCCCUCCCUGGCAAGUAUGAGGCCCUGGGCACCAUCCCAGCGCUACAGCAGGAGGUACUUACUGAAUUCUCUUUUUCAGACAACCUCAGCUAACCACUGCUGUUUGCCAAGUGGCCCAGGGGUAGUAUGGUGUUUUUUUCAUUGCUCAUUUAAGAUUCUAUCAUAGGUAUAUAGAUAGGUGCUUUGUCUUUGUUGGCAUGGUUGAAUUGUUCACUUUUUUUGUUUGUUUUGUUUUUUUCAAGACAGGGUUUCUUUGUUAGCCCUGGCUAUCCUGGAACUCACUCUGUAGACCAAGCUGGCCUCGAAAUCCGCCUGCCUCGGCCUCCCAAGUGCUGGGAUUAAAGGAAUGUGCCACCACUGCCUGGCUUGUUCACCUUUCUUAACUCUGGGGGAAUUUGAGGAUCAGUAGCUAUGGUAGACUUAAUUCAUCUUUAUUAUGCCCACCCAGUGCUUCAACUCUUUCCUAAUCCUCAAGCCAUAGUGAGUUACUUCUAAGCUCAAAGAUUUGCCAAAGGUUUUGGCAAAUAUUAUUUUACAGGCAGAAAAACUACUCUCACAGGAAAGAUGAGCUCUCAGUUCCUUGUCUUUUGAGACAUGUGGGUGGGGUUGACAGCUUUAUUGAGAUGUUGGUGUCGUGAAUAUAUUGGCACAGGCUUUCUGUGGACAGGGUUUCAUUUUGGGAAUGUGCCUGGUAGAAUGGACAGCUCAUAAGGUAACUUUUCACCGGUUUGAGAAACUGCCCAGUGUUUCCCACGCAGCUACACGUGUUUGUAUUACCACCAGCAAUGGAGGAUGGUUCUAGUUUCUCCACCUCCUCAUCAACAUUUGCUGUGAUUUCUCAUUCUUGCCCGCCUGUCCUCUCUCCCUCCCCCUUCUUCUUCCGUAUAGUCCAGCCUGGCCUCGAAGUCACUAAGUAGAAGAGGAAAAUUGAACUUCUGAUCUUCCUGACUCUGCUUCUUAAAUGCUAACAACAUAGAAAAGUACCUCCACACCUAAUGUAUGCGGUGCUGGGACAAAAUCCAGGGCUUUGUGCUUGCUAGGCAAGAGCUCUCUCUACCAGCUGAGCCACCUCCCUAGUGGUGACCUGUCUUUUAUUACAAUAUCCUGCUGGUGUCAUGCAUGUCUCUGGCUAAUGAUGUUCAAUGUCUCUUCACAUUGAUUGGCCAUUUGUAUAUCUUUGGGAAAAUGUCUGGUUAUGUCUUGCCUGUUUUUAAAUUGGGCUCUCUUCAUUGAAUUGUACAAGUUGUUGAUGAAAAUCCUUCAUCAGUUUUUCUCCAUUCUGCUCCAUUCUGUAGGCUGUCUUCACCCUCUUAAUGGUUGAUGCUCCUUGGGGUGUACAUGUUUCUAAAUUGGUUGUGCUUAGUAGUAUGAACCAGCACUCCCAGUACUCAGCUGAGGCUCCCGAGGCCAGCCCAACCUACAUAGUAAGACCCAGUCUCAGAAACAAUUGUCAUCAUUAUUUUAAUGUGUGUGAUGCCUGAGUUACCUUCUGCUGAUUGUAGUUUUGAUGUGGAUACUAAGAAACCAUGACCUAAUGCAAACUCAGGAAAAUCUGUGUUUUCUCCUUAGAAUUAAAAACGCUGUUUAUUUUUAUUUUAUGUGCAUUGGUAUUUUGCACAUUGGUAUAGUAUGUGUGGUUGUGUGUGUGUGUGUAUAUAUAUAUAUAUAUAUAUAUAUGUAUAUGCACACAUACACACAGAUCCUUGUAAGGGUGUUAGAUCUUCUGGAACUGGAGUUGCAAGCAGGUGUGAGCUGCCAUGUGGGUGCUGGGAAUUGAAGCUUGGUCCUUUGGAAGAGAAGCCAAUGCUCCUAACCCCUGAACCAUCUCUCCUGGUCCCUCUUAGGAACAUGAUUAAAGUUUAGUUGUUACAAUGAGUUCUGCUCCAGUCUGAGUUAGUUUUACAUAUAUGAUAUGUAGUGGGAGAGUCUAGUUUCAUCCUUUUACAUGUGAGCGUCUACUUAUUUUACCCCUAAUUACUGAAAGGACUGGAGCUUCUGUAGUCUGGAGACCUCCGAUUCCUGGAUCUUUGUGAGCACGGCGGGACCAUUGCUGAUCUCUUGUUCCUUUUACCUUCUUGGUCUGCAUUUGGGUCUACUGCUCUUACGGCCACUUCCCUCCUCUCCUCCUGUCAGCAGGACUGGAUGAUGCCCCUCUGUUCUGUCGUUUUUCCUGGCACUAACACUUCCUAGUUCUAGAGGAAGGUAAUGACCAAACGUUUCCCAAACGUUUCCAUGCUUGGAUAGAGAGGCAACCGAGUCUCUUAGAAUAAUAUGCUCAAGGCGAGCCACUGGGAGAAACAGGACUCAUUGGGCCUCUGACUUUCAGCCCAUCAGGCUAUCUGUGGCCCCUGUUCCCAAGUGAUAGCUCUACAUGGGCUAAAGGAAGAGAGACUAAACUGAUACCUUUUUUUUUUCUCAUACCAAAGUCGGUCUAAACUGGAGAGCCAAAGAUGGCACACUGUAAAAAGAGCAGAUGGCAUGGAAUGUUCCAAGUCUUGUCUUGGGGUCUGAAUUAGUUAUUUUUCUCAUUGUUGUGAAAAACAUCUGACAAAAACAAAACAAAACAAACAAACAAGCAAAACAAAACAAAACAAAACAAAACUUACAGGAGUGAGGGUUUCUUUCUGGCUCACAGUUUAAAGGUCCAGUUUGUCGUGGCUGAGAAGUCUUGGCAGCCAGAGCAUGGGACAGCUGGAAGCAGAGGCAGAUGGAUACAAUGUUUAUCUUACCAUCUCUGUUUUUUUAGUCAGGGUUUCUAUUCCUUUACAAAACAUCAUGACCAAGAAGCAACUUGGGGAGGAAAGUGUGUAUUUAGCUUACACUUGCACAUUGCUGUUCAUCACCAAAGGAAGUCAGGACAGGAACUCAAACAGGUCAGGAAGCAGGAGCUGAUGCAGAGGCCGUGGAGGGAUGUUCUUUACUGGCUUGUUUCCUUAUAGAACACAGGACUACCAGCCCAGAGAUGGUCCCACCCACAAUGGGCCCUCCCGCCUUUGAUCACUAAUUGAGAAAAUUCUGGAUCUCAUGGAGGCAUUUCCUCAGGGGAGGCUCCUUUCCCUGUGAUAACUACAGCUUGUGUCAAACUGACACACAAAACUGCUACUAUACCUUUUUACUCUGCAAAACUUCAGCCAUGAAAUGCUAGGGUAGGUUUUCCCACCUCAGAUAACUAAUCUAGAAGACUCCUCACACACUUGCUUGGCAGGGGAGAGUCCAUGAUCAAGGAGCUGGUCUUUCCUGGGUAAUGCUUAUUCUUUGCAGUCUGGAUGUGCUUGACUGAGUAAUUUUUGGUAGUGGGGGAAUGUAUUCUUGCUCCCGAUGAGUGAAUUAAAGGAAUAGAAAAGAAACUCACUGGCAGACAUAGUCAGAGGUUUAUUUCCAUGGUGAUACUAAGUCCCAUCAAGUUGACAAUCAAGAUUAGCCAUUGUGGGGGUCUAGAAAACAGUCAGACAUUGCCCUAGUGACCUCUUACCCAGUCUGCCUGGAGCCCCUUGAGAGCUAUUAACCAGGAAAAGGCUAGAACCCAUAAGCACGUCACCAGUUCCUAAGUCCAGUGUUGCUUCAGGGGCUGGCCCAAGUAGCUGGAGUUCUGAAAAUUAUUAACACAUCAGUGGAAGAAAUAGAAAGACUCUUUAGCUGUUGUCAGUGGAAAGUUGAGGUUGUUGGGGGCAAGGGGAAUUGAAUAUGGUCACUGCCUUAGGUACACUGGAGGGACAGGACCAAAAGUCAAGGGUCCCAGGCUCCCUUUAAUACAAGGUGAACAGUAGACCAUUAGUAGAGUGUCCCUGUGUUUGAAUGGCAGAACUGCCCCCCUAAAACAAGAAGCAUUGAUCUGGAGACCUGAGAACCUGGAAACUAGUCAGUAGGUGAAUCUGAGCUUCGGGAAAACUUUACCAUUGUUUCCCAUUCAUCAAAGUCAUGUGGUGGACAGGUGACCUUUGCUUGUCCUCGGUAUUCAGUGCCACCAGUGCUGCUGCAGCUGCAGGUAAACCCGAGUGGAUGGAUGCCUGCUCACCAAGUCCCAGGCUUUCCCUGACUGCAGCUGGGUGAGUGCAGGUGUGUAGGUGUGGGCCUCAGUGAUGUGCUGCUAUCUGCUGUCAUCCGAGCCAGUCUACUUGGCCAGUAUAGAGUGUUCUUUUCUCUUUCCUCUUCCAAUCUCUUUGUCCUUUGAAGAUAGGACUACUGGGCCCAAAGAGCAGUGAGACUCUAGGAAGUACCCAGACUCCUUUCCCAAGGCCAGCUCUCCUUAGCUGCUUCUCCGCCUCAGUAGGAGUCUCUGAGCCCCUGCAGGCACUGCUGUAAAGGGUCUCUAACCUGGGCCUUCAGGCUGUUCUAAGGACUGGAGUGAAGAGGUCUGUGUUCCCUUCCUUCCAAAGAGUGCCCUCCCUUUAUAUUUGCAGACAGGAACUAAACUCAGUGCUGUCCACUGGUUUCGCCAUCAUUUAGUUACUAGAGAGCAUUAUCUUCAAACCUAGUUCAGGGAAUGAUAGCCUUGCCAUCAAAAAUUACACUAAAUUACUGUAUUGGAUUGCUUGUGUUAAAUUAUGCAGGACUGUGGUGGGGCUCGAUGGCCGAGCACUUCCCAACUGCGAGCAAGGUUCUGAGUUCUAUCCCUAGUACCAUAAAACCAAUAACAUUGUGGAGAGCUGGGUAUGGUGGUGCAAACCUGUAAUCCCAGUACUCAGGGCAAUGCUGUGGCCGGGGAGUAAACGAAGGGUGACUGAGUCUCAGGCCAGUCUGGACUAUUAAAAGUUGUUUUCUCUUGUGCCAACAUACUUAAUUUUACCUCUUUGCCCUUAAAUACUGAAAUAUUUACUCCCCAACUCCUUUUUUUUUAACAUUUUAAUGUAUUUUAUUGUCUUAUUUGUCAGUGGUAGGGAACAGACCCAGAAUUCAGGGCCUCACACAUGUGAGGCAGGUGUUCUACCACUGAGCUAGCCCCUAACCUCAGCAGCCUUCUCUCUCCUUAGGAUUACUUAGGGCACUCUCAAGCAUUAAGGGCUAUCUUUUUUUUUUUUUUUAAUUAGGUAUUUUCCUCAUUUACAUUUCCAAGGGCUAUCUUAACAAUGCAUUUUGCAUAAACUUAGGAGAAGUAGAAGGUGCAAUCAGAAGUCUGGAGAGUUCCUUGCCUUCUGUGUAUCUCACUUCUGGAAAGUUCUGAUCCUCACUUGGCUCCCAGGGACUAUGCCCAGCCUUUCCAUGAGAGAGAGUACAGAGGUCUCUUCCUCAAACGCUCCUGUUACCUGGAACCCUGCUCGGCCUUUGUCCUGGUCCUCUGGUCAGGGUUUGAUAGAAGAAAGGACUUUUGUGCUGUAUUUAUGGAUUGCCGAGCUGUAGGGGGUAGCAGUGGCCUGAGGCGCCUACUAGAACCUGCCUGGAAAGGACAGACUGAUUUCAGCAGGUGUCUUGAAGACUAAACCCCUGUUAGCUUAGCAUCCCUGGAGCCUACAGACCCCUCCCCAUAUAUGCUAGACCCUUCCUGUGUGGUUGUGAUUUCUGGGCAGCUUCCUGCCUUCCCUGGACCCAGAUUUCUACAGUACUUGUGGGGCAGAGUGUGGUGUUCCCCAGGGAUGUUCAUCUUUCAUAGCUUGUCUAUCUGUAGACGCCCCCUCCCCUGUCUUCUGCAUCCCCUUGCAUCCUGCAGCCACUCCAAACCUGUCUAUCCUGUAUUCCUCAUUGACCUGCUUCUCAUGGAGUUUUUAUCUCAAGCCCUCUGCCCAGGUUUCUAGCUGGGGAAACCAUUGAAAAAUGAGAGACAGACUGGGUCCUUAAACUACAGGAAGUUACACAUCCUGUUUUCCAAAUCCAGAAUUCUAUACCUGACUGCAUGGAACGGGUCACAUUCAAAACAUGGAUAUGCUACAAACAAAAUUACCCUUGGGUCAUGUGUGCAGCAUAUGCAGAAACACAAGUGGAUCUUGUGUGUGUGUGUGGAUGUAAACCCCAUCCCCAAGAUAACUGUAUUACAUUUGUAUGUAUUGGUAGUUCAAGAUCUCAACCCGCCCAGGUAGAGGCUUGUUUAUCUAGGAUAUUCAACCUUCCGUGGACUGAGCCAGGUCCUACGAAGGCCACAUCUGUGAAGUACGUGGACAAGCUUCUUCCCACGUGGCUGCCCUGAGGCUUUGUUAAUGGGCUGACGGAACUACGGGAGAGAGCUUUGUGGGGCUAGUAUUAGAGACAAGCAAAGGGGGACCAUUUCAAGCACUGACCUAUCUCUUCCUGCUGGGUAAAGUCUUGCUUACUUACCAUGUUCUUCCAUGCUUUGAUGUGACUCUUUCUUGAGGUGUUCUCACCUACCUUCUUCCUCUAGGUGGGGUGAUUCUUUUCUAAAGGUGGUAGGGUUUUUUAGGUGGUAGUCCAGACUGGUCAAAUAUGUGUGGCAGGUCACGGGAAAGGGAGUCAUGGAAACCCACGUUGUCAUAAUGCCAUGUUGUUUUUGUACCUGAAAUAAAGCAUAUUUUGCACUUGUAAAUGAAAAAUCUGUAUGUGGGCUCUGUGCUGGGUCAGAAUGCAAAUAAAACCAUUUGUACUAAACCCA
Mus musculus (house mouse) is the source of this 9270-nucleotide messenger RNA. RefSeq names its product transcription factor CP2-like 1 (gene Tfcp2l1). The coding region runs from base 97 to 1536 and encodes 479 amino acids. The transcript is spliced from 15 exons. NCBI's taxonomy places the organism in Eukaryota, Metazoa, Chordata, Mammalia, Rodentia, Muridae. Gene Ontology annotation, biological process: positive regulation of transcription by RNA polymerase II; regulation of transcription by RNA polymerase II. Gene Ontology annotation, cellular component: nucleus. The record is from RefSeq and is marked validated. Gene Ontology annotation, molecular function: sequence-specific double-stranded DNA binding; DNA-binding transcription factor activity; transcription cis-regulatory region binding.